GGAAGCAUUGCUGUCUUCGGGAACGUGGUGUACAGCGGACUGCUGAACGAUCACCUCUGGCAUUUGGGAGUGCCCCUCUUUACAAGACUGCAUUGUCUUCUUCUUCUCUUCAAUGAACUAAAACUGCCACAACUUCAGUGCAACAUCUCAGUCACAGACAGUGAAAAGAAGAAAGAGGAGCAAUCUGUUAGUCCUCCACUAUCACCAGCAUCAUCAUCAACACAAGCCUCUUCCCCUCCUUCCCUCCCUCUCCCCCCCUCCUCCCCGCAGAGCUCUCCGCCACGACUCCCAGCUUCCUGCCUCCCCCCUUCCUCCCUCACCCCUCCACCUCCUCCCCCCCCUCCCCGGGACGCUGAAUUUUACAGUACCGUCUGCAGGAUCCCGGUUUGUUCGGCGCACUCCUCUAUGCAGAGCAACACGGCUCCGGUGGAGGAACGCUGGAGGCAGCUGUCAAGCGCAGGCUGCUGCUGCUGCUGCUCUAGUUGAGCCUCGGCGCUGUACCGACUGAUUUCACAUUCACCAAUAAGAGACGGCACAGGGGGAGAGAAAGAGAGAGAGAGAGAGAGCAGAGAGACAGAGGGAGAGUCUCGAAGUGAGUGGUGUGGAGAGGCAAGUGGAGUGGAAGAGUGUCAAAAGAAAAAAGAGGUUACAACACCUCCCCAGCUCUCUUUCCCUUCUCCCGUCUGCUUUUUCCCCUCUUUCUUGUGUUGGCUUGGAGGAAGAAGAAGAGAAAGAAGGGUGGUUUUUAAAAAUUAACUGAAGAGCAAGCUGCUUGAAGAGAAAGAAGCGAAAGAAGAAGAAGGGGGGGAAACCUAAAGUCAAGCCCCAUUGAACAGUUGAGAGGGAGGGCUGCCUCAGUGGAACAGGGACCAGUAAAGCUCUCUGUCCAAACGCUCGGACUCCUCUUGACACCCACACUGGCUGGACUGGUCCCAGUGCUCGGCCCUUCUCUCCUGCGCCCGCCUGCCCACACCUGUCCCACUUCCACCAUGAUGAUGUACUUUUGGGGUAACCAAGAGGCCACCAACCCCCCAGAAGCGAUGGCCCAGCCGUACACCCCAGCUCAGUACCCACCUCCCCCACAGAAUGGCAUCCCCGCAGAGUUUGCGGCACCACACCCACUUCCGACACAGGACUACACCGGGCAGAGCCGGGUUCCCGAGCACGCCAUGACCCUCUACACGCCCACACAGACGCACAGUGAGCCGGCCGGCACUGACAACAGCACGCCCGCCAUCACCGCCACCACGACCGCACCGGUCAGUGUCCUUCAUCAUCUGCAAACACUGUUCUCAACUCGCUGUCAGCAAACAGAUGAUGUGACGCAAACAGAGGGCUCUCAGCAGCUCCAGCUCCAGCACUCAGACUCUUCAGAGAAGCAGCAGCCCAAAAGGUUACAUGUCUCCAACAUUCCUUUCCGCUUCCGGGACCCUGACCUAAGGCAAAUGUUUGGGCAAUUUGGAAAGAUUUUAGAUGUGGAGAUUAUCUUUAAUGAGCGAGGAUCCAAGGGCUUUGGGUUUGUAACUUUUGAAACAAGCACAGAUGCCGAUCGUGCACGGGAGAAACUAAACGGUACAAUCGUAGAGGGACGCAAAAUAGAGGUGAAUAAUGCAACAGCACGAGUGAUGACAAACAAAAAAGUGGCCAACCCGUACACGAAUGGCUGGAAGCUGAAUCCAGUGGUAGGAGCUGUCUACGGUCCAGAACUGUAUGCCGUAACAGGGUUUCCCUACCCUGCCACAGGCGCUACAGUGGCCUAUAGGGGUGCCCACUUGCGAGGCCGGGGGCGGGCUGUGUAUAACACAUUCCGCACAGCUCCACCGCCGCCACCAAUCCCAGCUUAUGGAGCGGUGGUGUACCAAGAUGGCUUCUAUGGUGCAGAGAUCUAUGGUGGCUAUGCAGCAUACAGAUUUGCCCAGCCCACCACCACCGCUGCUUACAGUGACAGCUAUGGCAGAGUCUAUGCAACAGCAGACCCCUACCACCACACGAUUGGCCCUGCCGCCACAUACAGUGUGGGGACUAUGGCUAGCCUAUACAGAGGAGGGUACAGUCGCUUCACUCCCUACUAAAAGAAAGAAAAAAAGCGAGAAAAGACAGAGACAUUACCCCAACAAACAAACAAAAAAACGAUCUAAAAAAAAAAAAAAAAACCUCAAAACAAGUGAACACCCGGUCCUUGGUGGAGAGCUAAAUCAAACUAAAAGCUUCCAGGUCCCCAUGCUGAGCCCCUCCCCUGACACCCUCUCAAGCCGAUAUUUCUACAACAACCUAUUUGAUGUCAUCAUUGGUCUGCUCUUGUUUUGUAUUCAUUUUGUGCUUUUGGUUUUCUUUUGGAAAGUUUUAUGCACAUGUGCAUUACCUUGACUGCUGUAUAUGGGUGCUGUGUCACCAUAACCAAUGUGAGCCUACUGCAGCACGCAUGAUGCAUGCUCAGAGGUGUGUGUAUGCAGCCGCUGUCAUCUGACUAAGAAUAUACUGGGGCAUUUUUAUGAUAGAUAUAUAUAUAUAUAUAUAUAUAUGACAAACGUACCAGGUCUGAUCAGGCUGACACUGAUCCAUCCCAGUUUAUUACUUUUCUAACCUUUAUCUUCCAAUUAACACGCAGUAAUAAAGCUCAGUCCACACGCUGACUAACAUGCCUUGGUAAUUCUUAGUUCAAAGACGGCACUGCUCUGAUUGCUUUUGUUUUCCUUUAAACGUUGGAGUCCUACUGUUGUGCACUUGCAGUGGAGCCUUACAAGCUGUACUAUGUGGUAUGACAGCAUGCAGAGUAAAGGGUCAUGAAGGUCAGAUUUCUGUCUCGGACUCACAAUGCUCAUACUACCGCCCAGUCUCCUGCAAAUUACCGAGCGUUUAUAUGCCACUAUUCUGCAUUGGUCGUUAUGUUUUAGGGGGAAAUGUAACUUCGGCUGGGUUGCGUUCAGGGACAAAGUCAUGUAGCGUUUCAUACAAGUACAGAUGAAUUUGGAGGGGUGGGAAUUUGCCUUUCCCACCAGUAGCCAGAGUUAGCAUCUUGUCUCAUGCUAGUAGUUGGUAGUGAUAUUUUUAAUACUUCACGGGACCAAUGAACAUCUGCUCUUUACUCUAAAGGGUUACUCGUCUUUCAUUAGACCCCGCUCGAUCAACGGCCUUUCAAACUCCCCGAGUUCCUAACACAGGCUAGUAGACCGACUGAAGACAUUAUCAUUGUUCUUUUUUCAGACUUUAUAAAGCUAAAAUAUAUUAUAGAAUUCAUUUAUUUUAAAACAGUUGUCACUUAAUGUUUUGCAGUUUGUUGUGAGGACUAUAGUUCUUGACCUAACUUAAAAAGCUUUUGUGUUAGUGGUCGUGUGUUGACUCAGUUCUGUGGUACAUUCUGUAGCUAUAUUGUGACGUUGUUGCAUUGGAAUGCAUUAUAUUGGAAGACGUUUAAAAUAUUUAGUUCAAAGAUAUAGAAUAAGAAUAGAAAGAGAAUUGAGCCUUUUCAAAGUAUCUUUUUGUCCUGUGUUCUAAUAAGAGUUGAGCAAGCCGCGGUCAGAACAUCGGCCUCCUUUCCUCUUCUUAGAUAUGCUAUGUGCUAGCCUCGUCUUUGUUGAGAAGACAACCACAUUUUGAAGAUGGUUAAAAGAUAAAAGCGACAUAUAGUCACAUCUUAAUGUCAUCAAAAUGCUAGCUAACUAGUAAGAAUCUCUACGUCAAUUGUUAGUUAGUAGAUAGUUAGUUAGCUCAUUUACAUCAAUUGUUGGUUAGUUUUCUCAAACUUUGCUAACAUUAGCCAACUUAAAAUGUGGUUGUCUAUUCAACAUAGGCUAGCACAUAGCAUAUGUAAGUAACGAGAGGAGGAAGUCUCGCUCAACUGUUAUUGGAGCACAGAGCAAAAAGGGGCGGGACUUUGGACAGGUCAGUUGGUAAACAGACCAAUACAAUAAGAACAAUAUAACGCUGUUCUGUGGAAUAUCACGGCAAAUUACAAACUCAGUAGAGACUGUGGUUUGUGAAUAGGAUUCAUUACAAGACUGUACUGUCGAUCGUAACAAUUGCCCAAACGUUACCGCUUUCAACUUUUACAUGAAUUCUAAAUUGAAUCUCUUAGGUUUUGAUUUGUUGGCUGAACAAAUAAACAAUUUGAAGACGUGGCCUGAUGAGCUCAGUCAUGAACUCUUGACGGCCAUUCUGAACAAUUUUUUUCCCCCUGAACUAAAAGGGUAAUCAGUUCAUCGAAGCUCUGCCUCCAGAGUGCAGGGGCAAAUAGUCGCAUAUGAACUUAAUUUGCAGAAGACACGGUUGCAUAUCCUCACUAAUACACCAUGGUGAAUAAACUGUACUCAAGGUGCACUGUAACACCAAACACUUUCCACACACAGUAAUGACACAGCACCGAGGUGGGUGAACCCGACAGGGGGCUGUUCUGCUACGACUCACCGGUCUCUUUUUUAAACAUUGCACAAAAUGUUUUACCUCAGGAUGAGCUAACUGAAACUCACAAACUAGAAUACAGUGCUAUUCACUCCUCAGCAGGCAGGAUAGUUUCAUUUCUAACACAACCAGCAGGUUUGUCCUCUUUGCAACACGGCUUUCUAGAAGAGCUGAUUUUUGAGUUUCGUUUAAGCAGAGACCCCAAGAGAGGAUGAUAAAAUAAGACUGUACUGUUGUUCUUUAUUAAAGCUACUGUAUUAUAUAUGUAGACAUAUACUGUAUAAAACAUUUCAACUGUAUACACACACAAGUACAGUAAGAUAUUAUAUAAAAGCACCCAGGAGUUAGGAGACACAAUGUAAAUGUGUGUAGAGUGCAGCAGUGCUCGCCUCUUAGUCGACAUACAGUGGUUGCAUUGGCUUCUAUUACAACUUUGUGCUACGUGAGGUGAAUUGAAAAGAAAAUCUCUGUGUAGCUGCCGCUAGCUGUCAAGAUUUCAGUGCAGCUAUGGAAAUACAACUCAAAGCUAUUGCCAAUAAUAUUUAAUUUAUAUGUACUCACAAAAGUGUUUGUGGUCUCAAAAGAAAAAAAAAUCUGUUUGUUGCACUUUAUUUGUUUUUUUUUUUUGGUUUUUCAAUACUUUCCGAGAUGUAACAUAUUUAUAAAAGUAUCAUAUACAGCUAGUUAUGUUUAGUCAAGAUGUUAAAAUGAUAUAGAGUAAUGUUGUAUAUCAAAAAAGAAAAUGAACCCAUUAUCUCAUGAGUCAAAGAAAAUCUUUAUGUGGGUAAACAAACGUUGUUCUUCCUUUUAUAUGCUAGUACGUAUGCACCAUUUGGGGUUUUUAUAUGAGUCGAAAAGAACUUUGAAUAUUAUUUUUACCAUUUUCAAACAGGAGAAGUGGUUUGUGCAUUUGUAGGAGUUUCUCGUAGAGACUCUGCAGCAGAGUACAUGUGUGGGUGUUUGGUUAGUGACCACUAUCAGUAAGCCAGGCUGGAAUGAGAUAGAUUUUUUUGUUUUCUGAUCUGAAUGUGUGUUCCUAUGUGCUAUAGUAUAUGCAUUAGAAUGUGUGUGUGUGUGUGUGUGUGUGUGUGUGUGUGUGUGUGUGUGUGUGUGUGUGCGUGUGUGUGUGUGAGGAGACAGAGAGAGGAAGUGAAUGCAGUUUGCUAACCUACUGUAGUUCGCAGUAAGCUAACAGUUUUAAAUGGCUUUACUCUUACGUCCCUGUAAUAACAUCACAAUAACUUAACUCUGACCUCAGAUGUAUCAGUGGCAAGAAACAAUGUUCAUAAAGUUCAGCAGUUUUUCCUCGUACCAAGUAAUGAAGGACUCUGAUGGAUUUUUGGGAAUUUGACGCAUUAAUGAGCAGCAGGUUGUAAAGGAUGCAAAAAUAAUUAAAAAGGUGUUCCUACUUUUUGGCCAUCUUAUGCACAUAUAUAAAGUAUGUGGAACAGAAAUGAUAAAACACAACAUAAUGGAGUCCAAUACAAUAUCACCACAAACUAAAAUUAACAUUAACAUUAAAGUAAAAUGUAUCACAAAACUGAUUUAUAGAAUGAAUUACCUAAUUCCAGUGUACAGUAUAGAUAAUGAAUCAUUUACGUCACCAAGGAUUAAUCAUACUAAUUUGUAGAGCUGCAACAAUUAGUUGAUAAAUGGAGUGGCUGUCAACUAUUAAAUUAUUUCCAUAGUUUGAGAAUUGAACAGUUUUAGUGAUUUUUUUUUUAAAGAAAAAAUAUCCAAAGUCUCAAGUUCAACUUCUCAAAUGUUAAUAUUUACUAGUUAUGUUUACUACUAAUGUGUGUUCUUCAAUUCAUAACUUGUGCUCACAAAUUAACAGCAUUUAAUGUUAAAUCCAAAUAAACCGUAUUUGUUAUGAUCAAUCAGUUCAUAGACAGAAUCUGAAGUAUAUCCACGUAUCAGCAAUCCAAAUCUAAAUCAUUCAGAUAUUAAUUCAAAACAUCAAGUACAAAAUAUACAAAAAAAAUAUCCCACCACGAGGGUUCACCCAGACUCCCACCUUUCACUUUUACCGUCAUCACUAUGAGUAUUAUUUCUACUGUCAUGUUAUUACAGAGACGGGUGUGAGUAUUGUCAUCAGUCUGCACGGGUUUGUCUACAGUUUACAGAAAAAGUUAAAAUUAGCAUUGUUUAACUGUUUCAGUGUCAGCUUAUCAAGGCUUAAAUGUUAAAGACAUAACAUGUAAAUAACUCUGGUAGUCGGUAUUGUAGAGGUCUGAGCCGUUUAAUUAUGCUUACAGCAAGUCAGACGUAAUUUAAAUGUGAAUUUAUAAAAACAGACACUUUGAUAUUUUUUGGUCUACUUUGCGUUUGUUGUAUUCCAUAACCAGCUUAAUAUGCAACCAGACCUCUAUUUGAUCCAAACAUGACUUAUUAAAUAGUAGUACUGAGAUAUGUUUACAUAAAAACACUCUUUAUCCAUCAUUUAUAUUUAAUACAAGUAUUCACUAAGCCCUGAUAAGCUGGCAGGUGCAUUUAUUAAUCCACCUAAAAGAUUUGUACAAAAGAGAACCAAGCAAAAAACAGUAUCUGUAAAUACAUUUAAAUGUAUAUACACACACACUAUAUCGCAAUUCUAACUGUUUUAUAUGUAUUCCUAUAUGAAGUGGGGUUAUCUGUGUAUUUUCAAUUCAGCUGAACUUGUUCUUGAAUUGUAUGUAAUUUCUAUAAUGAGAAUAUAUUGUCUGACAGGUGUAAAGUAAUUUUCUUUUGGAUUAAUUUCCUAGGUAAAAGUAUACUAUUAUGACUUUUUUCUUUAUUCAUGAAUUAUUUUUGUUGUCAAUAUGUGACAUAUAAGUAAUCUCUGAUUGUUUUGAGUGUCAGAAUAAAGCAGUUAUAAUAACAUUA
This is a messenger RNA of Dicentrarchus labrax (European seabass), 7263 nucleotides long. Its product is annotated as RNA binding protein fox-1 homolog 3-like. The coding region runs from base 990 to 2072 and encodes 360 amino acids. The transcript has 13 exons. Gene Ontology annotation, cellular component: nucleus; cytoplasm. Gene Ontology annotation, biological process: regulation of alternative mRNA splicing, via spliceosome; nervous system development. Gene Ontology annotation, molecular function: mRNA binding. The record is from RefSeq and is a predicted model, not a curated record. NCBI's taxonomy places the organism in Eukaryota, Metazoa, Chordata, Actinopteri, Moronidae.